Messenger RNA from Aspergillus welwitschiae, 879 nucleotides. RefSeq names its product kinase-like domain-containing protein. The record is from RefSeq and is a predicted model, not a curated record. The coding region runs from base 1 to 879 and encodes 292 amino acids. Gene Ontology annotation, biological process: protein phosphorylation. NCBI's taxonomy places the organism in Eukaryota, Fungi, Ascomycota, Eurotiomycetes, Eurotiales, Aspergillaceae. Gene Ontology annotation, molecular function: protein kinase activity; ATP binding. The transcript has 4 exons.
AUGUCCACCCUUACAAAGUCACGCCAGGUAUCACUAACCCAAGGCACGAGUGUUAAGAGUGACUCGGAACAGCCCUACCGUAUUGAGGAGCUACUCACUCACGGGGGUAAGAGCGGUUUGCAUGUAUACCGAGCGAGCGCUCAAGGAAAGCAAUACAUCUUGAAAAAUAUAAUCCCAGGCGACUUUCAGCAUCAGGUCAACAUACAAAAACAGCUAUCCCUGUGUCCCAACAUCCGCACAGCUGUGGAUUCUGUGCGAGAGACUGAAGUGUUCUUCUAUCCCUUCUUAGAUGGAGACUUGCUUCGCUUUAACAUCAAACCCAACAAUAUCCUUAUCGAUUACACGGAACCUGCUGCUGAGGAUCAAGAGAUCACACUAUUCGAACAAGUCCAGAUUUCCGACUUGGGGGAUACAGUCAUCGUCCCACCAGGCAAAUGGCUCCGAGGGCCUCUCUGCGGCAACGCUAUCUGGCGCAGCGCCGAGAGCUGGGCGCGAUCUCGUCAGAAUCAGGCUUCUGAUGUGUUUUCUUUUGCCCUUGUGAUGGUCUACGUGAUGGCUAAUGAAAUGGUUCUUCGCGUCCCGGAUGAACAACUGAACGCCGAGGACUCCUGGCGUCAUGUUCUUCGCCUUCAUCUAUCAUACUUUGCCGACAUAGAGGGCGUGGAGCGCUUCCUCGAGCAUAUAGGAGAGCAAAACCCAUUCUUCGAACGCAUAUUGGAGCUAAUUAACACAUUCGGACCGGAGAAUCCGAGACAACCGGUUGAGCAUUGGGAUUUUCUUGAACCCGAACUUAAGGAUUUGGUGGCUAAGAUGACUUAUCUUGAUCCGAGGGGGAGGAUCACCUCGAAAGAGGCGCUGGAGCAUCCUUGCUUUAGGUGA